AUUUGGAGUGUGCACCAAUAUUCCGUCUCUAAAUAGAGUUGAGCUUGUAUCCAGAAUUCAUUGGUUAUGGCUUGAAUACAGUUUAUAUUUACUUAGGAUGGCACUAUUUUAGAAUGGCUUGGGAGAGUAAAGAUCCAUUGAACUAUUUUGCCGUGUAUGACAGCAGCUCAGAUUCAGAGAAGAGUGACUCUGAAGAAGUUUUGCAAAAGAAAGUAAACAACAAAGAGGUCCCUAUUGAUAAUGUUAAAUCAUCGGUGACAUUCCCCGCGGCCUUACCAAAGCCGGAUGAACUUUUUAAAAAGAUAUCAAAACCUGCAUUUUUGUACAAUCCUUUGAACAAAGAGAUCGACUGGGACAAACGUGUAAUUAAAGGACCGGAAGAGGCUCCGAAGGAAUUUAAAGUAUGGAAGACCAAUGCAGUACCACCUCCUGAGAGUUAUGUUGCUCAGGAGGAAAAGAAAGCUCCCCCACCUGGGAUGGAUAUGGCAGUCAAGUGGUCUAAUGUCUACAUGGAUAACGGAGAUGAUGCCCCCCAACAUGUGAUCAAAGCACGCUUCCUUCCAGAAGAGGAAGAUAUUGUGCAAUCAGACAGUGACAGUGAUGAACCAUCAUCAGCAAAAAAAUGCAAAAUCGAUCCAGUGCAGCAGAAAAAUAAAUGAUGUGUACACACAGAUCUGUCAAAGUUUAACAUUGUUGUAGUAGAAAUGGACCCUGCCGAUUGCAAUAUCCUGCUGAACUUCAAACAUUUACAUAAAAGAAAAGUGAAAUGGGACAUUUGAGAACUGUGUUUAGAGAUAACACAGUAUACUUACUGAAAUAUGGAGAAAAGCCUGUUUUGUCUUCAGAGUACCAGUCUUUUGGAAGUUGCUUUUAAAUACGUUUCCCCAUUUUAAAAAAUAUUUUUCUUUGGAGCUGUUUCCACUUAUCUAAAAUACCAUUUUCAUUAGGUUGUUCAAGCAAUAUCUUUACUUGUGGCAUUUCUGCAAAUGACUGGUUAGUGGUUCUUUCUAGAGGCGGUUUCUGUAUGUAAGAGCCAUCUUAGGAACUGUACAUCAUGGAUUUUUCGUACUGUUACUGCUGUAUAGUGCUGUGUGUUUUUAAUUUUUUUUUAUUUAAAUAUUAGUAAACCUACGGAUUUAUAAUGUCAUUCCCAGUAGGCUUUCUCCAGCCCAGAUGCCUGUAGCUGGUUCACAGAGAUGCUGUGUUGCGUAGUUAUCUCCGUCAGCUUUAUAACACUAUGGGUUAGCCAGUCUUCCAUAGCAGGGCUUUAACAGCACAGGUUUUAAAUCACUUCUGCUGCUGAAGCUAUCAUUUGGUGAGUUUGUUGAAAUUUCACCUUAUGUGUGAUGCCGUAACCUGCUGAAUGCAAUAGUGUGUGAUUGUUGAUGCAGCGUUGUAUUCUACUUGACGAGCAAUAAUGGCAUUUCUGUAAUGAGGAUGUAACCUAUCAUGACAUGUUGCAUACUGAAAUUUUCUUGUUUUUAUUCACAUCUGCCAUUAAUCUCUUGUGUCAUUGUUUUGCAGUAGGCUGUAGUGCCUUCCUUGUGAGAGGAAAAAAAGAGGGUGGGUGAGACUUUGCUUCUUCACUCAUGGUAGAGACCCAUAUCACUGCAUCGAUGUGUAGCAGUAUUGCUUCUCUUUUUCUGACAGGCUACCCCCAUGAUGAUCCAAUUUCCAGCAGAAUUCAGUGGCCAGAGCCUUUGUAAAGUAUGUACCCAUCUUGUCACACUGUAGUGGUUAGUAGACUAUUGCUAUCACAUUUUUUUUGUAAUUUUCUGUGUUGUGCUUCAUUAGUGUACAAUGUGAUACUUUGCACAACAGUAAACUGUGAAAAAGCACCACAACCAGGCAAAAGCACGAACAAUAAGAUGAGUCCACACGCUUGAAGCACUAGAAAGCACGAGCAGUUUAAUAAAUACACACUAACGCACGUUGUAAAAUAGAACGUUUUCAUCUUCAACUUCAUCAGAAAAUGAACUAUAAUCACCAUAUCAUAUAUAUACACAUCCACAUUUAAAACCAUUUAAAAACCACCAAUCACAGUGAGAGAACCAUUUAAAUUGAUUAAUACACACAUUAAAAAUAUACCACCUUAAAUAUUAAAAAAAAACAUCAAUAAUGUCAUAUAUAAAUAUUGUAAAACUUCCACAACCCUAAAAUCUCUAAAAAAGUAAAUAUCAAAUAAGAAAUAGUAAUUAAUGUAAUGUAUUUGAAACCUAGCAGAAUGAAAAAUAAAAUUAUAUCCCCCUCCAGUGGUGAACCUUAAAAUAACAUUAAAAUACAAUUUAAAUACUGAAUAAAUAUUCAGCACAUAACUUCUUAAAACUAAAUUGAUGUUGUUUAUCACAAACUAAAAACUUGUCCAUUCUAUUUGUACAGGUACUUAAACAAAAAAAUAAUCCCCUUUAGAGCUUAGCAGAUCUUAAUUUAAGUACCGGUGCUAGGGAUAGCAUUUCAUUAAGCCCUGUGUUUUUACCUGAAUCCAACACUAGCUGCCAGUAUAACUCUCUGUAUUCGACUUGUGUUUCCCACAUACCACCCCUAGGAUUCAUUGUAGCAACCUCAAGUAUAAAAAAUUGAAAACCAAGGGUUUUACAUUUGGUAGUAUGCUUGUAUAAUGCAUUCCUUUCAUUCUUUGUUUUGAUUUCAUAUAAGUGUUCGUAUAUUCUCUGCUUCAGUUUUCUUUCACUUUUUUUCCUAUAUAAAAAGAUUCACAUUCUUUACAUGUUGCAAUAUAUAUAAUACUUUUCAUAUUACAAUUAGCAUAGGUGUUUAAUGUUAAUUUCUUUCUCCUAGCCUGCAAAUAUAUAUGGUCUCCAAAUGAUAGAAAUGAACAAUAACUACAACUACCACACUUGUAUAAGCCUUUCUUUUCCUUUUUGCUAUUUUGUGUACUGCCCCUAUUUAAACCCUUCUCUAAUAUAUUCUUAAUGGUGUUACCUUUACGAUAUGUAUAUGUCAAUUCAUUAUCAAAAAUAUAUCUUAGGUCAGAUAUUUUGGAAAAAUUAUACUUUGCACAACACUGUGAGUUUAUUAUAUUAACAAUAGAGAAAAGUUUGGCAGAUAUUUGACAAACCAUUUAAAUAGAGAAUUCAGAAAUGGGGUACAUUUCCUACAUUUUUUCCACAAUUUAAAAUUUGAGGUGCAGUGGUGCACCAGUUUGAAGUAAAUUCUUUUGCUGUUCAUAGGUCUUGGUGUAAAUAUAUAAGGAGAUUAUUACUUUGUGAAGAAUGCCCAUUAGCAAAGAAACAGCUUUUACAGAUAAGUUAAAAAGGAGUAUUUCAGGUAAGGCGUAUUGUCAUUGAUGACAGUAUUACAUUUUGACAACUGAGUUUGCUGGAUUUUGACAGCCAUUUUAAUAAAACGUGAUCUGUAAUAAUG
Messenger RNA from Protopterus annectens (West African lungfish), 3381 nucleotides. It is a transcript of the gene CCHR10.PART0H1orf52, whose product is annotated as chromosome chr10.part0 C1orf52 homolog. The coding region runs from base 114 to 659 and encodes 181 amino acids. The transcript has 3 exons. The record is from RefSeq and is a predicted model, not a curated record. NCBI's taxonomy places the organism in Eukaryota, Metazoa, Chordata, Ceratodontiformes, Protopteridae.